GGCUGCGGAGCUUCCAGAGAAUGAAAACACACUCAAAUAUGCUGCGUAUGUGAUACUGUAUAGCUAACUAGCAAGUGACUUUACGUUUCCUCCUAUUCAUUAUCGAGGAGGACUUUUAUUGAGGAGGGACACCGGAAAAGUUGCUAACAACGGUCGCAGCUUGUUAGCUACACCGGAGACGGGAUGUAAAUCCAGACGGGACCAGCCGCAGGAGCCGGUAGCAGCAAGCAGCAAGCAGUCACACCCUUGUCUGAGGACACUGGAGGAGCCCUGUCUGCCGGGCAACAAGAAACUACUAUCCUUCAUAUGUUGACAUGUUUUGUAACCUUAUAGCUAUAGCCUCUGACGUCUGAAGUGGAUAUUAAGUGAACGGGUGAAACGUGGACAGGAUAUGACUGACUCAUCAUCAUGGCACGGACCGAGGAGAUAACCCUGACCAGUCUGUCUGCUGCAGAGCCAACCAGACAGCAUCACAACUAGCAACAAAGUCCUUUUAUUAGCUGUUUUAUUGUUUGAUCCCCUCCCACCCCCCCAACCACUGUCUAUUGUGCCACAAUGAAUUCCCCUGUGUAUACCUUUGUCACCCGUGAUGACAACAGCACUGUUUAUGCAGAAGUUUCCAAAAUCCUCCUCUCGACUGGACAGUGGAAGAGGCUGAAAAGAGACAAUCCCAGAUUCAACUUGAUGCUCGGUGAACGGAACAGAUUACCCUUUGGACGUCUAGGUCAUGAACCAGGACUGGUGCAACUGGUGAAUUACUACAGAGGGGCAGACAAGCUGUGCAGGAAGGCAUCUUUGGUCAAGCUCAUAAAGACCAGCCCAGAGCUGUCCGACUCCUGUAACUGGUUCCCAGAAUCUUACAUUAUCUAUCCCACUAACCUCAACACUCCUGUGGCUCCAGCUUCUAACGGCAUCAGCCAUCUGAAGAACAAUCCCAAGACUGAUGAGCGUGAAGUUUUCUUGGCCUCCUAUCACACUAAAAAAGAAAGUGAGGAGGGAACAGUGUGGAUAGCCAAGUCAUCUGCUGGAGCUAAAGGUGCUGGUAUUUUGAUAUCCCAUGAUGCUAAUCAGCUGCUGGAGUAUAUUGACAAUCAGGGACAGGUUCAUGUUAUUCAGAAGUAUUUAGAGAAACCUCUACUUCUGCAGCCAGGACAUCGGAAAUUUGACAUCAGGAGCUGGGUGCUUGUGGACCAUCAUUACAACAUCUAUUUAUACCGGGAGGGCGUGCUGCGGACUUCCUCCGAGCCCUACAACAGCUCUGACCUCCAGGACAUGACCAGCCACCUGACCAACCACUGCAUCCAGAAGGAGCACUCGCAGAACUACGGACGAUAUGAGGAGGGGAACGAGAUGUUCUUUGACGAGUUCAGGGUGUACCUGCUGAACACUCACAAUGUCACCCUGGAGACCACCAUAUUACCUCAGAUCAAGCAGAUCAUAAAGAGCUGUCUGUCAUGCAUUGAGCCGGCGAUCAGCACCAAGCACCUGUCCUACCAGAGCUUCCAGCUCUUUGGAUUUGAUUUCAUGGUCGACGAGAGCUUCAAAGUGUGGCUCAUUGAGAUCAAUGGAGCUCCAGCCUGUGCACAGAAACUAUACCCAGAGCUCUGUCAGGGCAUUGUGGAUGUGGCUAUUUCCAGCGUCUUCACCCUGAACAACGGUGGCGACUCUUCAUCAGCUUCCUCUUCUCCUUACUCCUCCUCCCCGUCCUCCACGUUCAUCACCAACUCCACCAACUGCUCCUCCCCCAAACUGAGAGGGCCCCUCCACGUGGGCCCUUUCACUCGGCUGUAAGCACACACACUCGUCUCCUCCGCACUAGAAGCUUCUUCCAUGCUCUGUCCUCACACCUAAAACUCCACCUGAGAAGUAGCACAUGCCUUUAAUUGUACCUUGCCUGUCAUACCCGGAGGAAGUCUCUCUUUUUAUGGUAAUCACCGAUCUGCGGAAACGAUCUCCGCUCUUCUGAUUAUGCAUAUUAUGAAUCUAGAGAUGGCGGCGAACUGAUAAACAAACUUUCUGGGAGGUCCAAACGAGGACAGACGCCCUUCUGUCUCAGUUCCACCACCACCAGUUUCUCCCCAAACAGAAUGAAGGUCUGAAAGAUGCAGAGACGCUCCAACUGAGACUGUAGUGCCUUACAUUUCCAACCAUGCUCCCUUAAAAAAGACUGCCAGUUAUAGCUUGCUCUAUUAGCGUGACUUGUACUUGUUCUAAAAGCCUUUGCACUGUUGCUCAAUACAUCCAUAUAUGUCUAUCGGUCAGGUCAGUCCAUAAGAAUGAACAUAAAAUAGACACGUUGAUAUUUGAGAGCUUAGUCAAUUUGUGGAGUUUUGAAUGCUAAUUUUCUCAUCAGACACUUCUUUUCUCUUAUUCUUUGAAUCUUUUUCAUUUAUUACAGCUAGCAGUUAAGAGGCUGUGAUAGAUAUGAUUAACCAUCUAAAGACUAACACACUAACCCAACGUGUCUGAUGAGAUAAACAUUCAACAUGUUAAGAUCAACAUUGCUCUUCACUGGACGGUUGGGACACUACAUAUUAUUUACAUCGGGGGGGGAAACGAGGGGGCAUUAGUGAGGAGGGGAGGCCGUCCUUCAGCUGGGAAUCCCACGUUUAAACCCGUCCCAACGAGCUCCGCCAAAGUGUCACUGACCUUUUGACCUCUCAAUCGCAGUAAGGGAAACUCUCACACGAAGUAUUAGCCUCUGUUCUCAGUUGUUUACAGCUGAACACGUCUUAAGGUUUGUUCUUCAUUAGAAAGAGAGCAUGUUUUUGUGAAAGCAUGUAGACGUUUGCAUCCUCAUACCACAUCCAACACCUUUUUUCUUUAUUUUCUUUUCCUGCUCCGUGAAAAGCUAGACUGUAAAUUGUUAAGUGUUGUCGACAUGUGUAUGGAUUUUUGAACUGUUUUUUGAAAUGCAAGUAGAGUAGAUUGUACAAAGUGUGUUACUACGGCCCCAUGAAAUGAAACUUGACCUCAUAAACAACAUUUUUGCGUGAAAGGAAAACCCGACGAUGACAAAACAUGCCGCAAUUUAUACUGUCAUUCUAUCAAAUUAUGUUUUAACCAAAGAGAAGUCAGCAGCACCCCCAGAACAUCACUGAACCAGCCGAGAAGUCGUCCAUGAAAACUAUUUAGGAAAGGGCGAGCACGUUGAACAAAAUUCUGGGCAGGUGAUUGGAUGAGCCAUCUGUC
Messenger RNA from Scomber japonicus (chub mackerel), 3192 nucleotides. RefSeq names its product tubulin tyrosine ligase (gene ttl). The record is from RefSeq and is a predicted model, not a curated record. The coding region runs from base 556 to 1791 and encodes 411 amino acids. Gene Ontology annotation, biological process: protein modification process. The transcript is spliced from 7 exons. Lineage: Eukaryota; Metazoa; Chordata; Actinopteri; Scombriformes; Scombridae.